Molecule: messenger RNA, 984 nt
Organism: Microcebus murinus (gray mouse lemur)
Lineage: Eukaryota; Metazoa; Chordata; Mammalia; Primates; Cheirogaleidae
Product: olfactory receptor 52D1-like
Biological process (GO): G protein-coupled receptor signaling pathway
Cellular component (GO): plasma membrane
Molecular function (GO): G protein-coupled receptor activity; olfactory receptor activity
Source: RefSeq, a predicted model, not a curated record
AUGAAGAGAGAACUGAAACAUCUGACCCUUGUUAUGUCAGCAUACAAUAAGACCGAUGCCCAUCCAUCAACCUUCAUUCUUAUUGGCAUUCCUGGUUUGGAGGCUGUCCACAUCUGGAUCUCCAUCCCCUUUUGUGUGGUCUACCUUUUGGCCCUCCUGGGAAACUGUUCUCUUCUGUUUAUCAUCAAGACAGACUCCAGCCUCCAUGAGCCAAUGUACCUCUUCCUUUGCAUGCUGGCUGUGGCUGACCUUGUUGUAUGUACUACAGCUGUGCCCAAACUUCUCAGCCUCUUCUGGUUCAAUGAUGGAGAGAUUCGCUUUGAAGCCUGCCUCACACAAGUGUUCCUGAUUCACUCUUGCUCCACCAUGGAGUCUGGCUUCUUCUUGGCCAUGGCUUUUGACAGAUAUGUGGCCAUUUGUAAACCAUUAAGACACUCAGCUAUCCUGACACACUCUGUCAUCAGGGCAAUGGGCCUAGCAAUUUUACUCAGGGGCACAGCACUUCUCAGUCCUCACCCCUUCCUGCUAUAUUGGCUUCCCUACUGUAGAACCAACAUCAUUUCUCACACCUACUGUGAAUUCAUGGCCCUCAUCAAGAUUGCCUGUGCUGAGACAAGAAUCCGCAAAGCCUACAGCCUCAUUGUUGCCUUCUUUACUGGGGGGUUGGACUUUAUAUUAAUCAUUUGUUCUUAUGCUCUCAUACUCCACACUGUCUUUCAACUCCCAUCCAAAGAAGCCCGGCUCAAGUCCUUAGGUACCUGUGGCUCCCAUGUCUGUGUUAUCUUAGUGUCCUAUACCCCAGCCUUCUUCUCUUUUCUUACACACAGGUUUGGGCAUCAUGUGGCUUCCCAUGUCCACAUAUUUGUGGCCAACAUAUAUCUUCUUGUCCCACCCAUGAUGAAUCCCAUUAUCUAUGGGGUAAGAACCAAGAGGAUAUGGGACAGGUUUCUUAAAUUCUUCAGUUUUCCAAAGCCUCUAGACUAA